This is a messenger RNA of Thrips palmi, 3135 nucleotides long. RefSeq lists its product as uncharacterized. The record is from RefSeq and is a predicted model, not a curated record. Lineage: Eukaryota; Metazoa; Arthropoda; Insecta; Thysanoptera; Thripidae. The transcript has 9 exons. The coding region runs from base 92 to 1936 and encodes 614 amino acids.
GCCCCUCCCUUUGCGUCCUUUGGGAAAAACAUUGUAUAGCAACACUUGAUGGGUGUUGCCCGUAGGAAUUUUUUGUUUAAAGACACACAAAAUGUGUAAAUUAAAACUCGUUCAUGUGUCACUGGGCCUGCUAGCAUUUGCCCUAGUUUCUAUUCAAUCAAGUGAUGCUGCUUGCCACAUCCCAAUUAUUAUCAGAGGAUCAUGGUUUUCUUGGGAAAACAGACCUGUCCUCACUGAAAUCAAUGCUGAUUCGAUGACGGAUAGGGGCUACUGUGUUGACGUUCGUGAAGAUUAUCACGUCAAUUACACAUUUGUAUUUCAGAAGGAGUCAUGUUUUCACUGUGUCAAACUGAUUGUGAGAACUGUCAAUGUCAUAGAUAAACUGGAAACAGGCUGUGUAAAUCUGCCCCCAGACACUGCCCCGACUCUUGACAGAGUGUGUAGUAGACUGAAUGAAGACCAGCAGCUCAUCACCCUCUUCUCUGAAAAUCCUAUACCUGUGAAUUGUCGUUCCAGUUUAGAAGGGGUCUGGCAGUUUGCUUACCAGAAUCGUUUCAGAUUUACUGGUGAAUGUAACAACCCAGCAGCUCAAAUCAAGUCCUGCCAGACUGCUGGUACACAGUUCUUGAUUACAAACCAAAAAUUCAAUAUUACUUAUAAACGGUGUGAUGGCAUGACUGGAACGUUUGAUGGAGUGGUUGAAUACAGUUGCCUUGGAGAUUGGUUUGUUGGAAAGAAUCAUUAUUUUGCUGUUGUCAAUACCAAGGAAUCUCGGAAGGAUGAAAAGUAUCGUUGCUUCCUUAAAAACAGAGAUGACGAUCUGUACAUUGGUGUUUCCAUUACUGCAGAAUGCAGUACCCUGAAAACAGUAGAAAAAAGCCCUGAGAGAAUGCGAGUAACUCCAGUGAAAGCAGAGGUUGUAGAACCUGGAUGCCGCUUGCCGCAAAACUUUUCUGGCGACUGGAUUAAUACUGCCAAUAUAGAUGCAGACGUUUUUAUCAAUGACACACACAUCAUUGAAACUUACCAUCCUGAUGAGGGACGAUACCGUCGCAGUAUCUAUGUCUGCCGUGAGACGAGAGACUCUCGAUAUAUGAUGGCUAGGCUUACAGUUGAUGGUUGCCAGAAAGAUUACAUUUGCUUUGACUUUGUUCCUCGGCACCACAAUGUUAUUCGUUACCGCAAAGGCAUAGCUGUUAUAAAGGACGCUUUCUCUAAUGUGUGUUCAUGGGUACAGUUCAAAAAUAAUGUUGCCUGGAAGUAUGAACUGUUUUUAGCUAAAAAUCCUAUUCCUGUACGUUGUCCUGUUGCUGGAAAGUUCAAUUUCACACAGAGAGGAGAUCAACCAUUUGAAACACGUAUUCUUGGAGGAGUUACUUUGUCUCCUCGCCCCACUUUGCAUUGCAAACAGAACAUUUCUGAUUUGUCAGUAUGUGAUACUGAUCAAAAAGAAAUUCUGAUUGAUGAAACCUACUGUCUUUCUGUGGACCACAGAGGACAACCCAAGGAUAUUUACAGUGACCCUGAUUACAAGAUGAAAUGCAUUGGCUAUUGGAAGGAAAAUCUUAAAUCAUAUUUAAUUACCUAUGAUGAACUAGAUCCCUUCAGUAAAUACAGAUGCUGGGUCUACCAACGUGCUGAUCUGAAUCGGAUACUGAUGUCUCAAGCUAUUGGUGCAUUCUGUGAUUUAAAGCAAGAUGUCACCAGUUGGAACUACACUGAAGGUGCUACUGUGGCCCUUGAUAUGGUUGAAUAUGAGAGAGAGCGUGAUCGAUGCCCCAUGUUCUUUGAUGAUGGUGAAAAUCCGUGGUUAAAGACUGAAAACAAUGUUAAAGUUUUCCAUUUUGGUACAGGCUUCUUAAAUUCUGAUGCAGUACACUUAAGAGUCAGUGGUUUUGUAAUAGCCUUGUGCCUAGCUAGUAUUUUUGCACUUUAAUGGCAUUUGAAAUGACUUAUAGUAUUUUGUCUCAUUCUCAGUUUGAAUCCGAGCCCCAUUUGCUAGUUUUGUAAAUUUUACAUUCCCAUGCCAUAUUUUUAUUUCAUGGCAAAAUUGACUUAACAUGCCUAAUGAAUGAAUGAAUGAAUGAUCAAUACUUCAACUUCCACCAUUUAGAAAUAUAUCAUGUCAUGUUUUAUGAGCGCACACAUUUAAAUUCCCCUUUGAGUGGAAACAGUUGUAUCAAUGUUAAUGAUUAUCAUAUCACAGCUUAGACUUCUUGUGUUCAGUGCUGCAUAAUUCAAUUUGUAGGUGAUUUUGACGUUGAUAGUCUUAGGUUAAGUAAGUAAUGUGCCGGUUCAGUCUUCAAACUGCAAGACAUGGCCCACAAGGAAAUUAUUUUUUUAUAGGUGUACAGUAUUUAACAUUAGUCUGCUGGUUGCCCCUGUGGUUAGGUUUACAAACUUCCACUGGUCCAAUUGGUUGAUCUCUGCCUUGAAAAAGUGAGAUUAAGGAAGGUUUAUUUAACCCUCUGUAUCUAUCUGUUUCCGUCCAGAAUAUGUAAAGUAAUUGUGACAUGUUAUACUUGACAAGCUCCGAAUAUAUUUACGUAAAUGUUACAAUUUUUAUCUUAAGGAUCUAGUUUAAUAAUUUUUUAUAUUCAUGUUUCAUACACCUCAGUGCCUUUUCACUAUUUUUAAAUUUGUUUUUCUUUCUAAGACAAUUGUUGUUUUUGGAACCUGUGCUUUUGGUAACUAAUUCUGUAUGAUGAGCAUUGAAUGUGUUUUCUCAGUAUGGCAUGCAGCCAUGAUGAAACUGCAUUCGCAUUUACCAAGCUAGUAUUGUUUUAUUUUUAGAACUGUUUACUCUUAUUGUUGACUUACGAGAACUAACUCACACAACAGUUUUUUAACAAUUGUUAUAUUAUGUGAUAAGGCUGAACAGUAGAUGUUAGUUCAACAUGUGUCCACAUUACCAUUUUGUAGUGAUCUGAUGAUGCCAUUCAUACAUGUGGAUCUGAUUUGUGUAUGCAUUUGCUUUUGUUAUGUUACGUGUUUUCUACUGUAAAAUUGAUCUGAAUACUAGCGUUCUUUUUUUGUAGUUUUAUUGCCUCCGUCCAGAAUUUGAACGUCCUCAAACUCAAACCUGAACAAAUUUUAUGUACUAAAUUGAAGUUUUGAAUAAAUAUUUUAUUCUUA